Messenger RNA from Mytilus trossulus (common blue mussel), 11251 nucleotides. Its product is annotated as laminin-like protein epi-1. NCBI's taxonomy places the organism in Eukaryota, Metazoa, Mollusca, Bivalvia, Mytilida, Mytilidae. The record is from RefSeq and is a predicted model, not a curated record. The coding region runs from base 38 to 11008 and encodes 3656 amino acids. Gene Ontology annotation, biological process: tissue development; animal organ morphogenesis; cell adhesion. The transcript has 74 exons.
AUUUCACUCUGUACUCAUUGAAUGAAAGGAUUUGACAAUGGCGGUGUGGGAAGUUAUUCCCUUACUGAUUUUACUUUUAUUUUUAAACAAAACAGUUUUAGUUUUUACACAGGAACAGUUUUUAACACCGCCUUACUUUAAUCUUGCACAGUCACAAGAAAUAAUAGCAAGUGCAACAUGCGGAGUUGGAGUUUCAGGACGAGAGUUAUUUUGUAAACUUACAGGAGCAACCGGCGAAUAUGGAAAUAGAUUUUCACCAACAAAUGAAGUUACUAUAAUGGAAGGACAAAAUUGUGAUCUUUGCGAGGUUCCUAGUUCUGAGGGAACCAUCAGAUCAACAAAAGAACAUCCUGCAGAGUUCGCUAUUGAUGGUACAGAAAGAUGGUGGCAGAGUCCCCCUCUAUCCCGGGACUUGAAAUACAACGAAGUCAAUCUCACAAUCAACUUAGGACAGGAAUUUCAUGUUGCUUACAUCUUCAUCAAGAUGGCCAACUCCCCAAGACCAGGAGUUUGGGCUUUAGAAAGAUCACUGGAUUUCGGUAAAACCUUUCAGCCAUGGCAAUACUUUGCAGAUACUCCAAGCGAUUGUAUCAAAUUCUUUAACACUCCAGCAGAUCAAGAAAUCGCUGAAGACGACAGUGUUAUUUGUACAACAGAGUUUUCCAAGAUUGUCCCCCUUGAAAAUGGAGAGAUUGUUGUAUCCUUGGUUAAUAACAGACCAAAUGCAAAGAACUUCACCUUUUCUGAGAAGCUGCAGGACUGGACACAAGCAACCAAUGUCAGACUACGUCUCCUGAGAACCAAGACAUUGUUAGGACACUUGAUGGCUGUGGCUAGACAAGACCCAACCGUCACGAGAAGGUAUUUCUACAGUAUCAAAGACAUAUCUCUUGGUGGACGAUGUGUGUGUAAUGGCCAUGCUGAAUCAUGUGAUCGGGACCCUAACAAUCCCCGCCUCCUCACAUGUAAAUGUCAACACAACACGUGUGGAGAACAGUGUAACACUUGUUGCCCAGGAUUUGUACAGAAGUCUUGGAUGCCUGCCAAAGCUGGACACCCAUUUGUUUGUGAACCCUGUGAAUGUUAUGGACAUACCAAUGAUUGUUUAUAUGAUGCUGAGAUAGACAGACUUAAACAAAGUGUUGAUGUCUAUGGUGAUUAUGUAGGAGGUGGAGUCUGUCAGAACUGUAGGGACCAUACAGAGGGAACUAACUGUGACAAAUGUGUGGCUGGGUUUUAUAGACCAGCUGGUGUAGACAAGGCUGCCAGGGACGCAUGUAGACCAUGUGUAUGUGACCUUAAAUUCUCUACUGGUGAUUGUGAAGAAGAAACAGGUAGAUGCAAGUGUCGUCCAGAAUAUGUAGGUCAAGAUUGUGACAGAUGUAACAUAGGUUUCUAUGGUUACCCAGACUGUAUACCAUGUGAUUGUGAUUUCUAUGGUACGGAUGGCAACAUUUGUACUGUAGGCUCUGUAGGUGGUGGACAGUGUCCUUGUAAACAGAACUUUGAUGGACAGAAAUGUGACAUGUGUUUGCUUGGAUUUUACAACUUCCCAGAUUGUAUAGCUUGCGAGUGUGAUACAAGAGGGUCAAGGUCGAACGUCUGUGAUGUAACCACUGGACAGUGUUCAUGUGAAGCUAAUUAUAAUGGAAAGAACUGUAACGAGUGUGCUGAUGGUUAUUAUGACUUCCCUAGCUGCACAUUGUGUGACUGUGAUCAGAGUGGAGCACAUCCAGAAAUCUGUGACAAGGUGACAGGACAGUGUCUUUGCCAAGAUAACUUUGUAGAGCCUAGAUGUGAUAGCUGUAAACCUAGUUUCUAUAGGUAUCCUAUUUGUGAAGCUUGUAACUGUAACGCUGUUGGAUCUAAUAGUGAGGUUUGUGAACUUGGCAGUGGACAGUGUCCAUGUGGUCUUAACUUUGCUGGACUUCGAUGUGAACAUUGUGCUGCAGGCUACUACAGAUAUCCAGACUGCUCACCGUGUAAUUGUGACCGAUAUGGAUCGUAUCGUCAGUCAUGUGACCAGAUAUCUGGCCAAUGUGAAUGUAGAGAUACGUUUGAAGGACUGACCUGUAGCAGAUGUCGAGAGAAUUUCUUUAAUUUCCCUAAAUGUGAAGCCUGCAACUGCAACCCUGCUGGAGCUAUGGAAGUACCUGGUUACCCAUUGGGUGGGUGUGGUCAGGUACCAGUUGGUCAGCUGUGUGAAUGCAAAGAAAAUGUCAGGGGACACAUCUGUGACGAAUGCAAACCAGGCUAUUAUGGAUUGGACAGAAAUAAUCCACAGGGAUGUAGACCAUGCGACUGUCAUGUGCCAGGAACAGCAUCAGGAUUACAUGUGUGUGACCCAGGUUCUGGACAAUGUGUAUGUAAAGUUAGUGUGAGAGGUCAAAGAUGUGAUGUUUGUCAGGAUGGAUUCCACAGUCUGGAUAGAGAAAACUCAUUUGGAUGUGUUGCCUGUAAUUGUGAUACUGGUGGAUCAAUGAGCCAUGUUUGUAACAAAAGAACAGGACAAUGUCCAUGCAAACCUAGAGUUCAAGGUCUAAAAUGUCAAAGCCCAACAGAUCUUCACUAUAUUCCAUCACUACAUCAGUUCAUAUAUGAAAUUGAGGAUGGUUAUACCCCAGAUGGUUCUCGUAUUAGAUAUGGAUUUGAUGAGACUAUUUUCCCAGACUUUUCAUGGAGAGGUUAUGCCAUACUGAAUUAUGUUCAGCCUGAAGUCAUUAUAGACUUGCAAAUAAGGAAGCCAAGCUUGUAUCGUAUCAUUUACCGAUAUCUCAACCCAAGUGACCAGUCAAUAACAGGGGAGGUAAUGCUGAAACCUCAGCAGGCUGAGAUCAAUACACCACAGAUGAGCCAGGUUUUAUUUCCACCUAAUGACAAUCCAAGCUUUGUGACUGUUGGGAGUGGAGGGUCAAUGCAUGACUUUGUUCUAGAUCCAGGAAAUUGGAUGGUUUCUUUAAAAUCAUCUGAAAAUGUCAUGUUGGAUUAUAUGGUAUUGAUACCACAAGCUUACUAUGAAGCCACAGUACUGUCUGAAGAUGUGACGAGACCAUGUACUAUUCCUAAUGACGGAGGACCGUGUGUUUUGUACAACUACACAGAUAUUGCUAACUUCCCUACAGUGUUUGGAGAGAAUGGUUACAUCCUUGAUGUUGAUGGAAACAAAACACCUACUAAUGUCUUUACUGAUGUUGUUAUCACAAAUGAAUUAGGACUGAAUGCACUUGGUCAAUUGGAUAAAAACCAGAAAGACUUGAACCUGAAUUUAGCUGUUCCCAAUCCAGGAGAUUAUGUGUUGGUGUUGAACUAUUUUACAUUUGCUAACAAUUCACAAAACUUGGAUGUAAAGGUUACGACUGGAGAUGAAGAUUACGAUGGAGAUGUGGUUAUUUAUAGAUGUCAAUACAGUGUCUUGUGUCGUCAAGUAAUCACAGAUGUGAAUGGUAUGCCUAUGGUAGUCAAUAUUAAGGAUAAUGCAGAUAUCUUACUGACUGGUGACGACAAUGUCAAUGUAGCUAUUGGUUCAGUAACAGCGAUACCAUAUGAACAGUGGAGCCAUGGAUUUAUCAGACCACAGAUCAUAUGUAUCAGGAUUAAUGGAAUUUGUAUCACAUCUAGAUAUUUCAUCCCAGUUGGGUCAGUCAGAAUAGAUUUUGAAGAACCUCCAAACGAAGAUCUCAAAGUGGACAGAUUUAACUUCCCUAAGGGAUUAUAUGAAGUUGAUCCUAACAUUGGAUUGGUUCGUCUUGAUCAACAACAGACCAAUAUUACCAUAGAGGGAAUGAUCCGGGAUCCAGGCAGGUUCUUUUUCCUAGUACAUUUCUACAUGCCUGGAGAAGUUGGAAUAGAUAUACCAGUUAACAUACAUGUAGAUAAUCAGGAUUAUAGUGGUAUGUUCCGCCCUAGAUUCUGUCCCACAUUAUCUGGAUGUCGAGGACUCAUUACAUUUGAUGAUGACCUUAGAAAUAAGAUCAUUGGAGGAACGGAUGGUAAAAUCAGAAUCAGUUUCAAUAACACAAGUGGAAAGACAAUAUGGGUGGAUUAUGUUCUAAUAAUACCAUCAAGUAGUUAUGAUUCAAAACACUUGAACUUACAACCUAUUGACCACUCAGUCGAGUUCUUAAAGGAAUGUAUUGGUCCAGGAUUUGAACUUAUAAACAAUUCCCAGUUUUGUAAAGAUGGUGUGUUUACCUUGACAACAGAUUUUAACAAUGGAGCCAUUUCUUGUGACUGUAAUUAUGAUGGGUCACUGAGUUUUGACUGUAAUCAGUUUGGUGGACAAUGUCAGUGUCGUCAGAAUGUGAUUGGACGUAGAUGUGAAUUGUGUGAGGAGGGUUACUAUGGAUUCCCAAGAUGCACCAAAUGUGAUUGUCCAUUCGGAACCUGCCAUCCACUUACUGGUGACUGUAUCUGUCCACCCAAUGUUGUAGGAGCUAGAUGUGAUCAGUGUGCACCAGCUACUUAUGGCUAUGACUCCCUGGUUGGAUGCACAGAAUGUAAAUGUAACAUAGAUGGUAUUGUAUAUGGAGACUUGAACUGUGACCAGACAACUGGAGGAUGCAACUGCAAGGAGAAUAUAAUAAAUCGUAAAUGUGACCAUUGUAAGAUUGGAUACCACACUUUCCCUGCCUGUGAACAAUGUAACUGUAAUGAACUUGGAACGAUAGAAACUGUGUGUGAUGCUAUGUCAGGCCAGUGUGAAUGCAAGACAAACGUUGCACCGCCAUAUUGUGACAGAUGUCAGCCAGGAUCAUAUCACCUUGACCCAAGGAACCCUAAAGGUUGUUUAGAGUGUUUCUGUUUUGGCACCACAAGGACAUGUCAGAGUACAGUCAUGUACUGGGAUGAUGUGGAAGAUAUGUCUAACUGGGAUGUAACCAAUGUACAGGAAGGUGCUCUGCGUGAAGCUGGCACAAUAAUAGCAGUAUUGGAUGCUGUUAACAAAACCAUAGACCCCAACCAACCAAUGUACUGGAUAGCACCUGCUCCAUACUUAGGAAAUAAGCUAAGAUCAUAUGGAGGUAAAUUGAAGUUCCAGUCAAUCUAUAUGUUACCCAGAGAAGAUCCUACCAUAUCUGAACAAAUGACAGCUAAUAUGGAUGUUAUAAUCAAGGGACACAACAUGACUAUUUAUCACACCUUUACAUCAGUUCCUCAGCCAAGUACCAUGUUUAAUUAUGAAUUGGAGAUAUCUGAGAAUAAGUUCCGUGAUGCUGAUACAGAAUUGAGUAUUACCAGAGAACAACUAUAUGAUAUCUUGAUUGAUGUUGAUGCUCUCCAUAUUGUAGCCAAUCAUUAUAGUUCUCCUGGUGAAGCAAGAUUAAUGGAAGUGAAGAUGGAGUAUGCCACAGAAGAUGGAGCAGGAGAACAAGCUGUGUCUGUUGAACAAUGUCAAUGUCCAGUGGGCUACACAGGAACUUCUUGUGAGAGUUGUGAGACAGGAUUUUAUAGAAUAAAGUCUACACCAUACCUGGGAACAUGUGUACCAUGUAGAUGUAAUGGACACGCUGAUACCUGUGAUUCAUUGACAGGUGUUUGUGAGACUUGCAGAGACAACACCUUCGGAGAUCACUGUGACCAAUGUUUACCUGGUCACUAUGGUGACCCAGCAACUGAACCAUGCCGGAUUUGUAGCUGUCCCAUUGCUUCUGCUUCUAACAAUUUUGCUACUAGCUGUGAUGUAUACAACGGCCAGUUAUAUUCCUGUCAAUGUAAAGAAGGCUACACUGGUACCUAUUGUGAGAGGUGUGCCCCAGGUUACUUUGGCAACCCCAGUCUGCAGGGAAGCACCUGCCAGCCUUGUCAGUGUUCUGGUAACAUUGAUAUGAAUGAUCCUUAUGCCUGUGAUGUAGCUACAGGAGAGUGUUUGAGGUGUCUUAAUAAUACAGUUGGCCCACAGUGUAACCAGUGUAGAGAUUGGUAUUAUGGGGAUGCUCUGCAGGAUAAGGACUGUGCAGCCUGUCAGUGUGACCAGUGUGGUUCUGAGUAUUGUGAACGUGACAAUGGACAAUGUACCUGUAAACCUAAUGUGAUAGGACUAGGAUGUGAACAAUGUGCUCCAAAUACAUAUGGAUUUGACCAGUGUGGUGGCUGUCGAGACUGUAACUGUGAAGUGGCAUCGGUCAGUGCACAAUGUGACAUGGUGUCUGGAGAUUGUAAUUGUCAGCCAGGCGUUGAAGGAAGAUUUUGUGACGUGUGUAUAGAAGGUUACUGGAACUAUGCUGUUGAUGGAUGUCAAAAGUGUAAUUGUGAGUUUGAUGGCGCCAUCACAUGUGACAGACAAUCAGGAAGAUGUCAGUGCUUACCAGGUGUGACAGGACCUACAUGUGACAGAUGUCUGGACAGAUGGGUACUUAUCCCACAGAAAGGUUGUCAAGAGUGUGACAACUGUGUACACAUUCUGAUUGAUGAUGUUGAAGCUUUAGAUUCUGAGUUGGGAGGUCUGACGGCUAAUCUAGCGGGUGUUUCAGCAGGUGUGUCUGCUCAUAACAGACUGAAGAGGAUUAAUGAAAGUGUAAUAGCUCUCGGUCCAGAAGUUGCAGAUCUGUAUUCAGAUCCUAGAGAUCUGGAAUUGACCCCAUUAAGGCAGGAACUCAGUGAAUUGGAAAUACAGGCAAAUAAUGGCAAUGGCAAGGCUUCAUCUCUGGUAAUCACAGGAGAUGCUGUUCAGGAGGAAAGCAGUCGUCUGCUAGAAUCUGCCCUUGAGACAGAGGGCACCACCAAUGAAUUAGACCAGAUAAGAUUAGAAACUGUACAGUAUAUAGAAAAUGUACUAGAGAGAAUUCUACAGGGUAUCAAAUUGACCAACAUCUCAAACUAUGUAACAGUCUCACAACAGAUCAUGGAUGAAAUUAUCAGUCGAAACUUCUCCAAAGAUGCUGAGGAAUGUAAUGCUGAGAAAAUGGCUGCCAUUACAAUGACCUUUAGUUUGAGAGGUUAUGUAGUGAAGACAGACAAUGGUGCUAACCACACCACUAUAACCAGAGCUGCUGUAGACAGAAUUGGAGCUCGUUUGUAUGAUUUACAGAAUGGAAGUCGCUUAUCUGUCCUAGAUGCUGAGGAUGCCAUCAAUAUGGCUGAGGAUAUUAGAACAGUUCUCAUGGCAACAUUACAGUCCACAAUUGAUGACAUAAAAAUGCAUGGUAGUGAUACAGAAAUGGUUCUUGAGAUGUCUAGAGAUCUGAUAGAGAAAGCUUUAGUGGCUCUACAACACACCAAAAACUGGACCAAAGAACUGGAAGAAAACUCCUCAAAGAUGGACGAUGCAUUGGUCAAACUGAGUACCCGAACAGACAGUCUUGUGAUGGGUAUAGCAAUGUCAGAAGGACCAGUCAAUCAAAGUAUAGCUCAUGCUAAUUCAUUAGAAGAACAAGCCAGAUUUUUGGAAAGUAUGUAUACAGACUCUCGUGAUUCCUCCUCCAAUGCUAUCAAUGCUGCACAGUCCUAUGGAGAUAUAGUUAUGGCCAUCGAUGAUGCAUAUGAUGCUGCUAUUCUGGCUGUUAAUGCUUCAGAUGAGGCUUUUAUGAAGUCUAAUGGUGUUGGAGUAAAUUCAGCUGCAUCUAAGAACCAGAGUAUGAUUUUGUUAGAGGCAGCUAAAACAAUGAUGACUAGAACAGAACAAGAAUUAUCUGGACGAUUAGAAGAUGCCAAACAAGAGACAGAGAAAGUUAAAGAUUUGAAUGCUCAAGUGUCCAAUGAAUUGAAUGAAAUCCAGGGAGAUCUGCCUUUUGGAAAUGUAGGUCAACGUGCACAGGAUGCUCAACAAAAGGCGACAGACGCAGAGCAGAAAGCCAUUAAUGCUCGUAAUAAAAUCAGUACUAUCCUUAGCAAACUGCCUGAGGACAAGAGAAAGGUUGAAACACUAGCCACUGACACUGUCAAUACAAACAAAGCCACAAAUGAUGCUAUGGAGCAGAUUACUUAUGUGUCAGAAAAUGUACCACAAAUUGAGAAACUCGUUAACGAUCUUAACGUACAGAAAAAUACAGUACAAGAUUUGCAGGACAGAGUAAUUGCCAAUAUUACAGAAUUGAAGGAGAAAAUCAAAUUAGCAAGAGAUGAAGCUAACAGGAUUCGUGUUGGAUUGGAGUUCCUUGGCAAUACCACAGUUACAUUACGUAACCCAGAGAACAUUAAUGAGGCAGGAUCCUUCACUAGAUUGUCCAUGUAUAUACAGACAACACAGAAAGAUGCCUUGCUAGCCUAUGUAGGAGGAGAUCAUAUUCCAGGCAGACCAGUGGUUCCUGACUACAUGUCAGUAGAACUGAGAAAUGGACAAACUGUUUUCAGAUUCAAUCUAGGAGCUCAAGAAGGUCCUACAGAGAUCGUCCAUCCAUGGGACCUGUCUGAUGGAGGAUGGUAUAACAUCAUUGCUGAAAGAAUUGGAAAGGUUGGAACAUUAACCUUGAGAAAAGAAAACGACCUUGGCAAUGUUGAUGUAGAAGACGUAAAAGGAGAAGCUCAGGGAACAUUUACUGUACUAGAACUUGAUCCUGACACCACUAAAUUCUAUGUGGGUGGAGUGCCGUAUGGUGUCAGUUUGCCACCUGGUAUCGGAUUUGGGUCUUAUCAAGGUAUCAUGGAGGAAGUCAUGUGGGAUGAGAGACCCAUGGGAUUAUGGAACUUCGUAGACGGGGAGAAUAAUUAUGUUGGUGCACAAGAAAGAAACAAACUGACUGGAGUGAUUUCAAACGGGUUCCGAUUUGAUGGCCGAGGAUAUGUUACUGUCAGUGCCAAAGCUAUAGGCUUUAAACCAAAUAAGGGAGGAGAUCUGAUUCUUAAAUUUAAAACAUAUUCCCAGAAUGGCUUGAUCUUGUACAUGGGCAAGAACAGAGACUUCGUAUCUCUAGAAAUGAGAGAUGGACAUGUCUUCUACCAGUAUGAUCUGGGUGGCAUGCCAGCCAAACUGAUGUCUAAUAAGACUUACAAUGAUGGACAGUGGCACACAAUCGAGGCUCAGAGAAUUGAAACAGAAGGAUAUCUCAAAGUGGAUGGAAGUGACGGAGUAUCUGGAUUUUCCCCUGGCAAUCUAAAGGAGCUAGCUUAUGAAGAUUCUAUCUUUAUUGGAGGAUACAAUGAAUUCCUUACCCCUGUAGAUAAGUAUGUGAGUUCAAUAGGAUUUGAUGGUUGUGUAAAGGAUGUACAGUUUGAUGCCACCAUUUGGGAUCUAAAUAAGAACACCAGGGCAUUAGGAGUCUUGCCUGGAUGUCCAGCUAAGAUAAGAAGAACAGCCAAUUUUGCCUCUACUGGCCAUGUUGCCAUGGUGACAGAUAGUAUUGGAGAAAACUUUGAUGUGACCUUUAAAAUGAAGACAUUGACCAAUAACAGCUUGCUAUUGUAUGCUGGUAAUAAUGCAAAGGAUGAAGUGUUUUCUGUAUCAGUUGUGAAUGGUCGUAUCAUUGUGACAAGUGAUGCAGGAAAUGAUCUGACCACAAUAGAAAGUGAUGUUAGUUCUAAAUAUAAUGAUGGAGAGUGGCAUUACUUAUCUCUAAUGAAGAUGGGAAAGAAACUAAUGAUGAAUAUAGAUGACAGAGAGAUGGUAAAUAGAAUGUCAAAGGGAGACGACUCUAGCGUAACUACAAAUCCAGUCCUUUACUUUGGAGGAUUUGAUGGAAUACUUCCUGAUGCUUUGGUAGGAUCCACCAGCCCAUUUGUAGGGUGUAUAUCUGAUGUCACAGUUAACAACAAAUUCUUAAACUUUGCUAGUAUUCCAAACCAAAAUGUAAGAGGAGCUAAGUUCAGUGAUUGUCCCAUGGUACAUCCAGGAGCCAAAAUUGAGGAACCUGUUAUUCGAACCACUCCGGCUCCUAGUGGUUUAACAUCACCAGCUGGACCAGAAGAACCAGCACAGUGUGUCCUACCUAAUCCUACCAGUUUAGGAGCACCAUCAGACAUGGGAGAAGGACACUUCUUUGGAAAAUCUCCUUACAGCUACUUCGAGUAUGAUCAGUUGCCAUCAGGACUGAGAGUCAAGUCAGAAUUUGAAGUACGGCUAAAGACCACGUCUGGUAAUGGUGUUGUUUUCUAUGCAUCUGAUGUAAGACAUACAGAUUUUUUGUCACUGUUUAUGAAGGAGGGCAACAUUAUCUUCUCAUUUGAUUGUGGAACAGGAGAAGCUGUGAUUGCCAGUCCUCAAACUUACAACGAUGGACAAUGGCAUACUGUGAAGUUUAUGAGGAAUUUGAAGCAAGGUGCUAUGGAGAUAGAUGGUCAGAGGAUUAUUGAAGGAGAUGGACUGUCCAAAGGUUCAGCAAGGUCACUGAAUGUAAAGCCUCCUUACUAUGUGGGUGGUAUGCCUGAUAAUAAAGAAUAUACAACAAAAGUCGGCCGAAAUUUAAUGGUUUUGCUAUCAUAUGGUGUAUCCACUGCUUUCCAAGGCUGUAUUGCUGACUUGACAUUAAGUGGUAAACCCAUGCCUACACCUAUUGUAGAGAAUGAUGUCAGAAGAUGUUAUACUGCUAAUUACGAGUCAGGAUCUUUCUUCUUCAAUAAUGGUGGAUAUGUUCAAUUAGAUGACACGUUCUCUGUCGGUGUUGACAUCACCAUAUCAUUAGAAGUGAGACCCAGAAGUUUAACUGGUGUCUUGUUGUCUGUUCACGCUGAUAAUGGUGGUGACUUCUUACUUCUACAGAUGGUUAAUGGAGAGCUAAUAUUAACAGCUGAUAAUGGUGGUGGCGAAUUCUCUACUAGAUAUACUCCACAAGUAGCCAAUAAAUUAUGUGACAGUCAGUGGCAUAAAAUUGAAGCUACAAAAGCUAAGAAUGUUUUAUUGAUGAAAGUAGAUGGUGAGGAUGUUCCACAUGGUGAAGGUAAACCAGGAUCAUCAUCUGCUGAAACAAAGAAUCCACUUUAUAUUGGAGGGGUUCCAGACUUUGAAAGAGAUGGUAUGUUGGCAGACAGCAAUCUGAUUGGUUGUAUGCGUAACCUAAUGAUUGAUGACAAACCUCGAUACAUAUCUGGUGGUGUUGCUAACGGCGAUGUUAACCUUGAUGCUUGUCCAGUAAACUGAUGAUAAUACUCUGACCCAGGAUGAUCCAAACAGAAGAUUUAUUUUUUAAUAUGCAUGUACAAUCAAAAAUAUAUUUACAAUGGUGCUACUUCACAUGUUGUUUUUUGUUUUUAUGAAAACUUCACCUUUUUGUAUAGACAAAGAGUGUUUAACAAAUAAUUGUUAAUCAUUGAUAGUUUAAACUUGUUAGGAUUGUGAAAACAUCACAGAUUAAAUGUGAAGUUAUAUAUUCAAAGAAAUAUU